Iphiclides podalirius (scarce swallowtail) is the source of this 264-nucleotide messenger RNA. Lineage: Eukaryota; Metazoa; Arthropoda; Insecta; Lepidoptera; Papilionidae. The record is from the annotation of a GenBank genome assembly.
AUGGGUGCGUUAUGUGAACUUGUCGAGCGGAAACUUUGGGGCCCCGCGGGCGCCGAUCGGACGUCAGCUCGCGACGGGACUCGGCACGGAGUGGGCAUCAGUACUGCCGCGCGCUCUACAGCCUCGCCUCACCCGCCCCGCGUGCUCCGAGCGCCCCGUCAAGUCCAACGCAGGCUCUACCGCCACAACGCCUUUGCAUCGCCGAACGAUUUGAGAUUUGGCCUUCACUUCAAGCAGGAUCGUGCCUCCACGGGCUACGUGCAA